CACAAAUACGGAGCUUUGGCACAGCACAAGGGUUAAAAUAUAUACAAUAUCCUUGUUUAUUAGCUACAAUGGUCAAACUCGAAGAAGUCGCUAUCGAUCAAACUGAAGUCCAGGAAUAUUUGAGCGACGACGAUAACUACAGCGAUUAUUCUGACGAUGAUUUCGAUGAAGACGAAGACGAAUCGCUCUUGGAUCGUAUUAUCGCUCUCAAAGAAAUUGUGCCAUUGAAGCAUCGCAACCGCAUUUCCUCCGGUGUUUCUUCCUUAACUUCCUGGGGAAAGACUGGCGCUACCUUUGUUGGAAAAAGCGCUUGGGUAUUGACCACUUCUAUGUUAUUACUUGUCCUGCCUCUUGCAUUGGAGAUCGAGAAAGAACAAGCUUUGGUGGCCUAUGAAAAGGAAGCCAUGCAACAACAGGGUGCUCAACAGAUGUUAAAUCCCGGUAUGUAUGGUCAACCUCAACCAGGUCAACCAGCACAACAACAGCAACAACAACAACAAGGUCAAUUGAAAGCACCAGGUUUCUAAGCGUAACAGUUGAUAAGUAAAAUAAAAAAAAAUGAAAACUAUUGUAAAGAAAGAGGGAUCAAAGAGCAGUCAUAAUACGAUGAAUAUGUUCUCAGUAAUGUUCAAUCCCUUUAUGUAUAUGAUCUUCUUGUGCCCAGUUGGCAGACAUUUAGAUGGAUAAAGCCGAAAUUGAAUAAAAAAAAAAUAGACUUUUGCUUGGAAG
Molecule: messenger RNA, 729 nt
Organism: Radiomyces spectabilis
Lineage: Eukaryota; Fungi; Mucoromycota; Mucoromycetes; Mucorales; Radiomycetaceae
Product: mitochondrial import receptor subunit Tom22-domain-containing protein
Exons: 2
Coding region: 69-527 (152 amino acids)
Biological process (GO): intracellular protein transport
Cellular component (GO): mitochondrial outer membrane
Source: RefSeq, a predicted model, not a curated record